Messenger RNA from Anas platyrhynchos (mallard), 11006 nucleotides. It is a transcript of the gene CEMIP, whose product is annotated as cell migration inducing hyaluronidase 1. NCBI's taxonomy places the organism in Eukaryota, Metazoa, Chordata, Aves, Anseriformes, Anatidae. The record is from RefSeq and is a predicted model, not a curated record.
AGGGGGGGACAAUGUCUGAAGGGACAGAGGCCUGAGGGGACAAGGCCUGAGGGGGCCAGGCCCUGAGAGGCCCGGGGCCCGGUCCGAGGCUGGGCGGCCAGGGCUGUGCAAGGGCGACGCCGCCCGGCCGGCCGCGGUGCAGCCCCGCGCAGGAUCCAUCCCCUGCAGCCCUGCAGGAGCUCCCCCGGCCCUCGGGGCACCCCCGGGCGGCUGCCGUGGGGGCAGCUUCUCUGUUCCGUACCGCCUGAAAGCCUCGGCAGCCACCGGGGUUUGUUAGGGAAGGCUCCGGCUGCGUUUGCCUUCGGAGCAAGCCGAGACAGGAGAUGGCAGAGAUCUCGUACCAGGCAGCCCGUUAAGGCAGAGGAAGACGACCGACUUUAUUUGCUAGAAAUAUAAACUUCAGUUUAUAACCCAGAGUAACAACACUCAGAGGAGGGCUCAGGAUUAUUUUUUUUUUUCAAGGAAGAUCUGUAACAACACUCAGAGGAAGGCUCAGGGUUUUUAUUUUUAUUUUUUUUCAAGGAAGAUCUACCCCAGCAGAGUGCUUGAGGCAGUGAGGAUUAGUCAUGAUUUCCCACUUGCAGGUGUGAGGAUGUUUGGGAACGGGCUCGCGCUGAGGAUGUGCCCUGUAACGGAGCGCUCUUGUGUAAGCUUCGGCCUGGCACUGCUGCAAAGCAAAAAUCAUCCACAAAAAGGAAACUUGGGAAGGAAUGAAAGGAAAAGGUUUUAGCUCGCAUGCACCAAAAUACAGAUAACAACAAGCAUUUCUGUGCUUUCCUGAAAAUGAGACGGGACUCUUCAGAAAAACAAGAUGAUACAUCCAGUCUCAUUUGCUUUGUAAUUCUCCUCCUCAGUCAGAGAAAACAAUGCAGAAGAAAAUGAUACUGAAAUAAUUCGCCUCCAAGAAUUUUUCUUGCCUUAUAAAACAAACAAACAAAAAAUAACAGAGCAGUGCAGCUAUGUGGAUUUUGAGACUACAGGGGGAAAAUGGCUUUGAAGGAUUUAAACAGUGCUCACACCACACAAAUUUUGAGUUCUUGUUCAAAAAAAGGCCCUUGUCAAAUAGAGUCACUUUUGGCUUUGCUAAUAGUUUUGCAAGGCCUGCCUGAAAUUUAGCACUACCCAAAGCCUGUACUACACUUAUUUCCACUGUUACUAGGUUAGGUUAACCCUUGUCAUCUUUUAUUUACAUUGUAAGUCUAUGAAAUCUUUUGCAGAGCAAAUGUUUUAUGUAAAUAUAUAUGAGGUUUCUAGGGGACUGACAGGCUAUAAAAUAAAGGUUCAAGUUCUCUUCCACCUCCAAUUCUACACUUCUAGAACCUCAGAAUUCAGAGAAACUGGUGUGUUUUAAGACAAAGCACUCCUAUUUGUCUUGUCCUGCCUGCGGCUCCCACCAGUAGAUAAAUCUUUCUCCUAAAAAUGAGCACAGCCUACCAUACCUCUGAUAGCUGCUCUGCUUUCCCAUGACCCAUAUUCAUACAUGUCAUGUUCAGAUAAGAAGGAGGCACAGUACUGACUAAUGCCGCUUUUUGGACGGAAAAUGCCAAAAGCUAUUUGAAACAGGAAUAGAAGUGCCAGCAAUACAUGAUAGAUGAACAGCCGGUAGCAAAGGUGGCAGCUCUAGCAUUUCCCUGUAUUAUGGAGUGUUGUCAUGAGGGAGUAUCGGCUGGAUGUGUUUCUCUGGGCUGGAUGCUUAUCUUGAUUCAGCACCGCCCUGAGUCCCAGAGCAGGGUGUAGGAGAGCAAAUGUGUUUCCUUCAGCACAAGUGAGUGCCGCUCCUGCUCUGGAGCUGUCAUCGGGAGCGUGGGCACGGCCAUGCCCCUCGCCUACCCCCCUGCUCCCAGUCUGUUCUCAUAUUUUGUCUAACAGCACUCGCUCCUUAUUAACAUAACUAUAGCCUCUUUGUGCCCCCCGACAGAAGAAAUCCUGCACCAGAAUAAAUUUCAGGGGUGACAGAUUGGAACGGUUUGACCAGAUGAUGGCACACAACUGUCGCUGAGAUCAGCAGCACCUGUGGCUUCACACCUCUUUGGCUUUGGCCCUGGGUGGGAGCAGUGGCUGGCACUGCUGCUCGCCUGCUUCUGGCUUGUCCUUGCCGCUGGACACUGGGCAGCAGAGCAGAGACGAGGGAUUAAACUCUGGGAAGGAGGUGGCAGUGGCUGCAAUAAGCAGUUACCUGUAUUUAUGUGUUCCCUGAAGCUCAGUUAUGCUAGAGCCUAGGAAAAAAUGUGGUGUUCUAGUUCAUGGAAAGCAAAAGUGUGUGUGGUGGUCCUCCUGCAGGCAGUGCCCUGUGCAUGGAGACUGGAGGCCAGCCUGGAGCCCAUAAGGGCGAGGAACAGUCCUAGUCCAUGGGGAUAAAUGCAAACAGAUUUAUUUGAAGCUGCGUCCUGCCAGAGCACCUUCUAGAGGGAAGGGUUUUUGUCUCUUUUGCUGCGGGCUCUGACUACAGCUUGGUCAGGCGAGGUGAGGUGAUGUGGCAGAUACCUCUUUGCCCCCCACACUGUCUGGGGGGACGUUUGCAGCCUCUAGAUUCAGGUGCUCUCAGAGCUACCUGCUGCAGGAUGGCCUGGCACAGGACACCCCUGUGGAAAGGUAUCUAUGGCAGGGGGCUUGGACCUAGAUGACCUUCAGGGUCCCUUCCAACCUGAGACAUUUCCUGAUUCAUUCUGAGGUGCCAGGAGGCUGCAGGGAGAGAUGGGGGGUGCAGUGCCUCAACCCCUGCCCCUCCCAGGGCAGUUUCUAAGCCCCUGAACCCCACACUUCACACUUUUGAGCCCAGCCGGGUGCUCUGCGGGCUUGCACGGAGCCCCCAGAGCCCUCCCCGGGCAGAGACCCGCUGUGACCCCCAGGAGCUGGGGGACCCCCGCAACAGCCCGGGGCCGGGGCCGACCUCUGCGGGCGGGCAGCGGGGAUCUCCCCGGCCCCCGAGCAUCUCGGCGCCGGCCUCAGAUAUACCUCUGGGCUGGAGGGCUCGUCCCCAGCUGGGAGGAGCCAGCAGCGGAGCUGCUGUAAACAGUGCGGGCACCGCCGGCGGCUGGAAGAUGGAUAUAAAUAGGGAGGCGGAGGGGAGGCAGCCGGAGCGGAGGAGCGGGAGCUGCCUGCGCCUGCCUCUGCCCAGCAGCCCGGGUCGGGAGCUCCCGAGAGGCGGCGUACAAAGUUUGCGGCUCGGCGCUGCCGGGGCAAUAGGUAUCAACCCAGAGAAUUUUUCAUCCUGAAGCAUGGGUCUACUUACCUCCAAGCACCUGGCAGAAAACUUCAUUUUCCUUCUGUUUGUAGUCUCCUCUGCAAGCACAGCAGAAGCAGCUGUGAUAUGUCCUGAUAAGGAUCCUGAGCUACAAAACUGGAACCCAGGUCACAACGAAGAAAACCGCAUUGAAAUCCGUAACGGCAGGAAGCUUCUUCUCUCUUCUUCUGGAACUGUCCACUCGAUCCACAUCGCUGAUGGAGGAAAAUUGGUCAUUAAGGACGAUGUGCAGCCUAUCAUUUUGCGUACUAGACAUAUACUCAUCGAAAAUGGUGGAGAGUUACAUAUCGGCAGUGAGAUGUGCCCUUACCAAGGCAAUGUGGUUAUCAGCUUGUAUGGGCGAGCGGAUGACGGCAGCCAGCCGAAUCCCUACUUUGGGCGGAAGUACAUUGGAGUGAGUAAGGGUGGCACUCUCGAGAUCCAUGGAAAGAAAAAAUUGUCCUGGACUUUCUUAAACAAGACUCUUCAUCCUGGUGGCAUGGAAGAAGGUGGAUACUACUUUGAAAGGAGCUGGGGCCAUCGGGGUGUCAUUGUCCAUGUCAUUGACCCAAAGACAGGGGAAGUUGUCCAUUCAGAUAGGUUUGAUACGUACAGAGCAAAGGAGGAAAGCAUACGUCUUGCCCAGUAUUUGGGCAGAGUUGCAAAUGGCAUGAUCCUGUCAGUUGCUGUGAAUGAUGAAGGAUCUAGAAACUUGGACGAUUUGGCCAGGAAAGCAAUGACCAAACUGGGCAGCAAGCAUUUCCUCCACCUUGGGUUUAGGCACCCAUGGAGUUUUAUUACUGUUAAAGGAAAUCCCUCCUCUUCUGUUGAAGACCACAUUGAAUACCAAGGUCACAAAGGGUCAGCUGUCGCCAAAGUAUUCAAACUAUUCAAAGCUGAGAAUGGAGAACUUUUUAAUGUCUCUUCGACUAGUGAGUGGGUUCAAGAUGUAGAAUGGACAGAGUGGUUUGAGAAGCCUGAUAAAGCAAGAUCUAAGGACAUGGAGAAGCUUUCUGACUUCAAAGCUGCUCAUCCUGAUAAAAUCUGUAGGCAACCCAUUGAUAUCCAGGCCAUGACACUUGAUGGAGCUAAUUUAACAACCGAGGUUUUCUACAAGAGUGGCCACGACUAUCGGUUUCUGUGCCACGGCAAGGACCAGACAGGUGAAGGUUGCCGGAACUACAGAGUACGGUUCCUGUGUGGCAGCUCUGUGAAACCAAAGCUUACGGUAACCAUUGACACCAAUGUGAACAGCACAGUCCUGAAUCUGGUGGAUGAUGUGAGCUCAUGGGAGCCGGGAGACAGGAUUGUGGUUGCGAGCACUGACUACUCCAUGUACCAGGCGGAGGAGUUUCAAGUGCUGCCAUGCCCAUCCUGCAGACCCACCCAGGUCAAGGUAGAAGGGAAAGCAGCAUACCUCCACGUUGGCCAAGUCAUCGACGGUGUCGACAUGCGGGCAGAAGUGGGGCUGCUGAGCCGCAACGUCGUGGUGAUGGGCGAGAUGGAGGGGCGCUGCUAUGAGUACGGCAGCAAGCUGUGCUCCUUCUUUGAUUUCGACACCUUUGGAGGACACAUCAAGAUUGGUCUUGAUUUUAAGGCUACCCAUAUCGAAGGCCUAGAAUUGAAAUACAUGGGACAGCAGACAAUGGGACAUUACCCAAUUCAUUUCCAUAUGGCUGGAGAUGUGGAUGAAAAAGGAGGCUACAACCCUCCAACGUACGUGAAGGAUGUCUCCAUCCACCACACCUUCUCCCGCUGUGUUACUAUCCAUGGAUCCAAUGGCUUACUGGUGAAGGAUGUUGUGGGUUAUGAUGCACUGGGCCAUUGUUUCUUUACGGAAGAUGGACCAGAAGAGCGCAACACGUUUGAUCACUGCCUUGGACUGCUUGUUAAACCUAGCACACUGCUCCCCUCUGACCGGGACAGCAGGAUGUGCAAGCUGAUCACAGAGGGAGCUUACCCAGGCUACAUCCCCAAACCCAGGCAGGACUGUAGCGCUGUAUCCACCUUCUGGAUAGCCAACCCACACAACAACCUUAUAAACUGUGCAGCUGCGGGAUCUGAAGAAACAGGCUUUUGGUUUGUGCUGCACCACGUGCCGACGGGGCCCUCGGCGGGCAUGUAUUCCCCCGGCUACUCGGAGCACAUGCCGAUGGGGAAAUUCUCCAACAACCGCGCGCAUUCCAACUACCGGGCUGGAAUGAUCAUCGAUAAUGGCGUUAAAACCACUCCAGCCUCAGCCAAGGACAAAAGACCUAUCCUGACACUGAUUUCUGGGAGAUACAGCCCACACAAAGAUGCUGAUCCUUUGAAGCCCAGGGAACCUGCAAUAAUCGAGCGCUUUAUUGCCUACAAGAAUCAGGAUCACGGAGCCUGGCUGCGGGGUGGAGAUGUGUGGCUGGACAACUGCCAGUUUGCAGACAAUGGCAUUGGGCUGACCUUGGCGAGUGGUGGGACCUUCCCUCAUGAUGACGGCUCAAAGCAAGAAAUCAAGAACAGCCUAUUUGUCGGCGAGAGUGGAAACCUGGGCACGGAGACUAUGGACAACGAGAUCUGGGGACCUGGAGGCCUGGAUCACAGAGGCAGGACCCUGCCAAUCGGCCCGAACUUUCCUAUUCGAGGGAUCCAGUUCUAUGAUGGCCCGAUCAACGUCCAGAACUGCACCUUCCGGAAAUUUGCUGCCCUUGACGGUCGGCACACGAGUGCCUUGGCCUUCAGGCUCAAUAACGCCUGGCAGAGCUGCCCCAACAACAACGUGACCGACAUCCAUUUUGAAGAUGUCCCUAUUACCUCAAGGGUCUUCUUUGGAGAACCUGGACCCUGGUUCAAUGAUCUGGAUAUGGAUGGUGAUAAAACAUCAGUUUUUCAUGAUGUAGAUGGCUCUGUGUCUGAAUAUCCAGGCUCAUACCUGAUAAAAGAAGAUAACUGGCUAAUCAAACACCCUGACUGCAUCGAUGUGCCCGACUGGAGAGGUUCUAUCUGCAGUGGACACUACGCACAGAUCUACAUCCAAGCCUACAAGCCAGCCAACCUCAAAAUGAAAAUAAUAAAAAAUGACUACCACAAUCACCCACUCUACUUGGAAGGGGCUUUGAGCAAAAGCACUCAUUACCAGCAGUAUCAGCCAGUUAUAACUCUGAGGAAAGGCUACACCAUCCACUGGGACAAGACGGCCCCUGAAGAGCUGGCCAUAUGGCUCAUCAACUUCAACAAGAACGACUGGAUCCAAGUAGGGUUUUGUUAUCCUAGAGGGACGACAUUUUCCAUCCUGUCAGACAUUCACAAUCGUCUCUUGAAGAAAACAUACAAAACUGGAACCUUCUAUAGAACCUCUCAGAUGGAGAAACUGGAGUACAGAUAUCCUAGCAAGGGAUACUACUACUGGGAUGAGGACACUGGGCUGCUGUUUCUGAAACUUAAAGCUCAAAAUGAGAAGGAGAGAUUUGCUUUCUGCUCUGUCAAAGGCUGUGAACGAAUAAGGAUCAAAGCUGUGAUUCCAAAGCACGCUGGUGUCAGUGACUGUGAAGCCAUGGCCUAUCCCAAGUACAUUGAGACGCCCAUAGUAGAAGUGCCAAUGCCUAAGAAGCUAUCAAGUACACAGCUGAAAACAAAGGACCACCUACUGGAAGUGAAGAUAGAAACUUAUAAGAAGCAGUACUUCCACCUAAAAGACGACUUUGCAUACAUUGAGGUUGAUGGUGUAAGGUUUUUCCUCACCGAUGAGGGUAUUCAACUGAUUGUGAUUGAUGGACAUCACGGGAAAGUGGUUGACCGAGUAACAUUCAAGAAUUCAAUUCUACAAGGAAUCCCAGCACAGAUCGAAAACUAUGUCAACAACAUCAAAGAUCACUCUAUAGUGCUGGUGACGUCUAAAGGAAGAUUCAUUUCAAGAGGACCAUGGACUAAAGUACUGGAGAAACUUGGAGCAGGAGAGGACUUUAGGUUAAAAGAAAAAAUGGCUUUUGUUGGAUUCAAAGGCAGCUUCCGUCCUGUCUGGGUGAAGCUGGUCACUAAUGAGGACUCAGCUAAAAUCUACCAAGCACUGCCAAUUCCUGUGGUGAAGAAAAUGAAAUUAUGAGGACACGACGCCUCGCCUUCUGGCUGCCAGCACUGCCCCCAGUCGGAUGGACUACUGACUGCUCACGACAGGCACAUCACCAGCGUGCUCCAGCAGUGUAGCAUUUUCUUGUUGUUGUUGUUCAAAAAGAAAUCUUACUGUAAGUAGCUAGAGUGGCCACAUGUGACGGAAACGCAUUCCUCUGCCAUCAGCACAUAUCCCGCGAUCAUCAGCUCCUCACCAGUUGACUUGCUCACUGAUGCCCUGUUGGCGCUCGUGUCACUAAGCAAGGUUUGACCGGAUUUACAAGGUGCUGGUUUUAUCAGCACGCCCACGACAGACUUAAAAAAGUUAUUUGCUGUCUCUCAAAGGGUCAGCUCUAGAGCUAAAGGACACUGAAGAUUAUUGUUUGUACCAGACUCUAAAUUGUUCAAACACUUGUGUUUUCUUUUCAUGAUGUACCUAGCCAAUUUGAAGGCUGGUUGAAAAUCAAAGACAGCAAGAGUGUAUUUGAAUGGUUACCUAGAUGCUAGGAUAACUGGACAGCAAAAAUUUACCCUAAAGUUCCUGUGACAACUGAUCAAGCUCUUUGGGAUCUGUAUUAUAAACACUAACCCAUGGCACAUAGAUGGGGAAGAGAGGAGAGAGGAGCAAAUAAAGCAACACCAACAGAGAUUGGUGCAACCACAUAUUUCUGAUUGCUCAGAAAACUGUGAUUCUCCUAUAUGAAUUCAGGACUUUCAACAGUGGUUACUCAAACAGGAGGUCUUCCUUCAACAUGUAGCCAUAGGAUCAGAGGAAAGACCUGUCACUCAGCACAUACACUUCCUCAGCCUCUCCCAUCCAGUUCCUCCAUCUAAUAAUGUUCAGGGCCAAUCUGGAAGGUUUAUGGUAGCCAGUCAAAGGGAGCAUUUGCUCGUGGUUUCCCAUUUUCAGCUGGGGAUACUGGGACUUGGGUUGCUCAGCCACAGCUGGGUGAGCAGCCCUUAUCUCUCCAGGGGUGUUGGAGGGAAUAGGAAGGGCUGGUCUGCUGUGUGUUGCUUCCCCACCGCGUCCUUAGGCUUAAGGACAGGUGUGUCUUGACCUCCUGGAAGAGCUGCAUGAAAUCUAGGUGGAAGGUGGCAGAGGUAGAAGUCUUUGAGGUCUUACCAGGAAGCUGAAGAAUUAGAGUGGGAAUCCCCAUACACUAGUUGAAUGUCUUGUGGCUCCUUUCCCCCCUUCUUCAAAGCACUAGCUGGGGAAUGAAGGCAUAUGAGUGUGAGUCAGCACUCCUGGGGGACAUCUCUUGAAGCUGGGAAAUUAAAGAUUGUCUUGUAAACUGUUGUAAGCACUUCCAGUCUUCAGUGGUAUCUCUGCCUGUUGCUCAGAAGUGCCAUGAAAGCAUAUGCAGAGUCUGUGGCUGUUAUGAGGAGGAAUUAGAGAGAGGAUGAAGAGCUUUGAAAAGCACAUAUAAUUGUCAAUUUUGCCAGUAAUAUCUGGGUUUGUUCCCUAAUUUGUCUUUCCCAGCCCACGCUGCUACAGAAAUUAUUCUUGUUGCUUAUAGUUACUUCUAUUUGUUCUGGUUUAAUUAGAGCUUCGAUAACUAAAACACUUUUUUUUUUCCCUUUCCUUUUUUUUUUUUUUUCCCCCCACAGUAUCCAAAAUACUGUCUUAUAACUAGAACGAAGGAGCAAUGAUUUAGUGAGUCAUUCCACAGCUGGGCUGAUGCUGAACUCUGUAAGCCCUGACCCUACUUUUUAGAUCAAUUGCUCUGAAAGCAACCACGAACAAAAUUCAGAUAGUACUGUAGGUUACAUUCCCCUCAUGCCUCUCCUGGGUUUUGAAACUGGAAAUGUUUUUUUCAGUCUUAUUGUAUAGAUGUUUUGAACUAGCUGAAUGUCAUGUAUAUGUAGAAAAAAAAAUAAUCCAAGCUGUCCCUCCCUUGCUUCUGAACAAGAGCCUGUUAAUGAAGGAGCAGCACAGUCAUUUUUAAUUUUUAGGCAUUUCUGCUGUUUCCAGAAUAAACGGGCAACACUUUAAAAAGGCAAGUAAAGUGUUUUUUUUUUUUGUUGUUUUGUUUUGUGUUUGUUUUUUUUUUUUUUUUUUUUUUUUCCCUCAGUGUCUUAUGAUGGUUUGGGGAUUUCACCCUCAAAUCACAAACUAUUCCUUAAAAAAGUCAGUCUCACAUGACGAUCCAAUUAUCGCUUCUCUGACAUUCUCUGGUAGCCAGAACAGAGCCAGAUCCCUGAAGUUGAGCAAAUACACUGAAAAAGAAAAUCCCUAGAGUGUUUUAGGCUGGUUUAUCUAAACAUCUUCACCAUGCUAAGGCAGUUCUGAUUGUAUAAUUGCACCUGUACUGGUGGAGCAUACACACUUACACGAGAUGGACCAAACCAUGAGCAUUUCAUGAGCAUUUGACAUGGGCAGGAAAGCGAGAUUCAGAAUGUACCUGGUUUGGGAUCUGGUUUUCUAUACCCACCCUGUGGCGCACUGUUCCCCUGGGUCACUGGAGGUUCCCAUUCAUGUGGAAACACCUGGGAGGAUCGUGCCACAUGGGGCUGUCCUCUAGACUGGUUUCUUCAGCUACUACGAGCAUGCUGCAUUUGUGUGAAAGCUGUAGCUUCUGAUUUUACAGUUUUUUGGAAUUCUCAGGGUGAAAUCAUAAGACUUGGCUCUAGGAUAUUUUUUUUUUUGCCUAAAAAAAUCUUGUCUUAUUAAGAGAAGAAAACUUUUAAGUAGCUUAUUGUAUCAUGCAAAGCUUGUCACAUGGGGCCUGUUGUGGAGGGCUUGGUCUCAUGCUGUGAAUACUUAGUACAGGAUCACUGCAGUCUGUAAGCCUGAGGGAUAAAAGAGCAUCACAGCAGAGUGUAAUGGGGCAGGCACUCCGUCAAAUGCAAAGGGCUCCCAUUGACGUGUAUGGGAUGAAGUCAGUGUGUUACUCUGAAGGCAGAGCUUAGCCUGAUGCCAUCACCAGUCAGCAAUAGUUUUGUGCCAUACGAUUGCUUUUCAAUCUUUGACUGUUGUAGAAAUUACAUGUGCACAUUUUGACUAGUGAAUUAACUGACUGCUUAUACUUUGUACAUCCUUUUAACAAUCCCUGCACAAGCUGCAGUUAUCCUCUUUAUAAGGUUUUAUUACUGCAAAUGUUCUCAAGUUUGCCAACGCAGUUGCCAUUGUCAGAAUGAUACUUUUUUUUUGAUUGGAUUUUGUUUGUUUGGAUGUUUGCUUGUUUGGAUGUUUGAUUUUUUUUUGUUGUUGUUUUGUUUUUUGUUUCUUUUCUCUCUCUCUCUUUUUCUUUUCUUUCUUUUUUUUUUCUUUUUUUCUUUCAUCUGUUCAAAUGCUUAUUUUACCUGUUGCCGAAAUAGCUGGUCCUUUUUCGGAGUUAGAUGUACAGUGUUUUGUACAUUUUCUUAUAGACUUUCCAAUAAAAAGAUAUAUUUUCUAUUUAUUUAUUACAAUGGCACUAAGACAACUAAAUUGCAGACAUAUGAAGCAUUUUACUGGAGUUUAGCAUUGCCUAGGUUGUUAAGGAGGUCGGCAAUAUGGCUUUUCUGAUAAUCUGCUUUGCACUUGAAAGCUCUCUAUGUCCGCAGAAUGUGGUAAUGCAUUGACUGUCUGUUUUAUGGUGACAAGAGCUGUUGGGACAAUGGUUCCAAAAGAUUGUGGCUUACAACUGAAAUAACAUGUAGUUGUUUGGAGUACACAAUGUUUAUCAAAAUAAAUAUUCAAUGCAAAUUUCUUAUUUUA